Aspergillus aculeatus ATCC 16872 is the source of this 2076-nucleotide messenger RNA. Its product is annotated as type I 3-dehydroquinate dehydratase. Bases 1 to 2076 code for a protein of 691 amino acids. The transcript has a single exon. NCBI's taxonomy places the organism in Eukaryota, Fungi, Ascomycota, Eurotiomycetes, Eurotiales, Aspergillaceae. Gene Ontology annotation, molecular function: 3-dehydroquinate dehydratase activity. The record is from RefSeq and is a predicted model, not a curated record.
AUGAUGCAGACUGCCUUACAACAGCCCGUGGGGAUGACGCUUUUGGCGGAUGCUGCCACGUCCCUCACGGCUCUCAAAGGUUCAACGUCAAUUGCGGUUUCUGCUUCCCCAACUCCAACUGCACCUCCGGAGUCCGCCCGGACCGUGGUCACUCUGUUUACCCCCGGACAGGAGGGCAUAGUGCAGGUUAUUGCGGAAAUUUUGGGCAAGCCAUGGACGACGGAAACCUCCUUAUCCGCCCUGGGGAGGGGCAGCAGCGCAGUGGUUGUCGGCGUCCUAGCUACCAAAAAUCUAGCCCGAGACUUGCAAGAGGGCGAUUACACGGCCUGGAUCCUCGUCAACACGCAUUGUGUCGACGACGGCUCUUUCCCGGAGGAAGCACUGAGCGACUGUUGUCAUUAUGAGUUCCUAUACUCCCUCCGGAGCCCGUUCUUUCGGCGGGAUCUGACUCGGUUUCUCUCGUUGAUCCUGGGCCAGACUCGUCCCCAUGAGGAUCUCAAGACCAAAAGCCGGACGAAUUUCAUCUCCACAACUUUCCCUGAUGUCCAUGCUGCGUUGCCAAACCUGGACAUUCUCUCGGUUGGUUCAGAUGCGGUGGAGAUUCGUGUUGACUUGCUGGUGGACCCUGCAACUCCUCCCUCAGGCACUACGAGCGCAGUGCCGAGUUUACGGUAUGUGGGACAGCAGUUAAUGUUACUGCGGCAGCAUACAGAACUGCCCAUCAUUUUCACCACUCGCUGUACGAAAGAAAAUGGCAAGUUCCCAAUGGACGAUCCGCAGCUAUUCUACCGUUAUCUCCGCCGUGCCAUCCAAUGGGGGGUAGAAUACAUUGACGUGGAGUUGUGGUUGCCGGAGUCUAUCCGCCAACGGUUGGCGGCGGAGAAGGGCAACAGCAUCAUCAUGUCAGCCUUCCAUGAUUUCUCGGGGACGUGGAAGUGGACCUCCCCCGAAGCCCCACGGAUUUUCGCGCAAAGCGCCCAGUACGCGGAUAUCGUCAAGAUGAUUGCGAUGGUCACGACGAUUGAGGCCAAUUACGAGCUUGAGUAUUUCAGGUCGGAAAUUCGCAAGACUCACGGGGCGUAUCCCCUGUUAUCGGCGGUCAAUAUGGGCCAAUUAGGCCAGCUGUCGCGAGCCCUAAAUACAGUAUUCUCGCCCAUCACGCACCCAUUGCUGCCGAUGAUUGCGGCCCCGGGCCAGUUGACCGCGGCGGAGAUCAAUGAGGCGCUCCACAUUAUGGGCCAGCUGCCGAAGCGCGAUCUGUAUGCGAUUGGGUCGUUUCGCUCGACGCCACAGUCCAUGUUCAUGGAGAAGUGUUUCAACGAGCUGAGUCUUCCCCACUCUUUGACCUCAAUCGAUCGCGGACCAAUGGGAUCAGUCGAGCGGGUGCUCACUCAGGCCACCUUCGGCGGAGCGUCGGUGCAUCCACCGAUCCCGAGCGGUACCGGGUGCAUUCCGGCCGUGAGCGAGGCAGCGCGAGCGAUCGGGCUGGUAGACACGAUUGUGGCUAGCCCUCAAGGUCCGCAGAAGACCUUGGUGGGAGAGAACGCGACAUGGAAGGGGAUUCGAGCAACUCUGACUCGGGACUACGUGCCGUCGGCAUACCGCGGCCGGACGGCAAUCCUAUUGGCGGCCAGCGAGAGUGAGGCAUCGGCAGCCAUCUAUGCCCUGCGCAGUUUAGGAGUGGGUGCGAUCCACACGGUGGGCUUCCGAGCCCGAGGUCCCUUGGCAGCGGGGCUUGAGCCCUUCACCUCCAUUCAAUCGGUCAAACGGGUUGAACAACCGUUUGUGAUGGUAUCCGCGCUACCCCCGGAGAAGUCGUUGCUAGUCCAGCCGCUGCUGCGACAUUACCGGACCAGUGGGCACUCGUCACCACCGUCUACUCGAGGCAAAGUCUAUCUCGACCUGACCCGGGGGGAGCGCACGGGCGACCCUGUAAAUGUAGCUGUGCGUGCAGGAUGGACGGCCUAUGGAAUUGAAGACGUGGAUGCGUGGACGACGGUGGAGACGCUGCGCUUGCUGGUGGGCCAGAAUGUGCCAUUUGACUUUGUGCGGAUGGCUUCAGGACGGGUGUUCUGA